Messenger RNA from Knipowitschia caucasica, 306 nucleotides. Lineage: Eukaryota; Metazoa; Chordata; Actinopteri; Gobiiformes; Gobiidae. The record is from the annotation of a GenBank genome assembly.
AUGCAGAGAGGGGUUUUACACUCACGCCGCACGGAUAAUAGCAGGGUGGGACGGCUCUGCAGCGUGUGGCCGACCUCGGACGCUGUGCAUGUGCCGGAGAGGAGUGGGAACACGGCAGGUGAAAACGUGUGUCAAGGGAGCUCCCUGGAGGUGGCUGCCACGCUGCGUUACGUAAGGCUCACUCCGCUGGGACGGCUCAGGCGGGACUACCUCCUCCCACUACUGUCCCAGCCGCUGCUCAGCUCAGGACGAGAGCAUCACCAGGGGCCUCCUCUGCGCCGUCGCCGUUGUUUGGCUCUUGAUUGA